AACCAACCCUAGAAGCUUCAACCAGCCGAGUCGCACAUCUCUUCCCCACUAGUUAUGGUCCUUCGGCGACCACGUCUUCUUCAAAUCCCGGAGUCCCUAAAUUUGGAACUCAAUUUCUGCAUCUCUCAAAUCUUCCUCAAUGAACAGUAAUCCUAUACGCGAUGUUAAAGCCCCUUCUCAGAACUCCGCUUCCCACCAAUCUCCGUCGCCUGUCUCCGCGCCAUCUUCUCGAUUUCUCUUCAAAAGCAGACGAUUGGCCAGUGCUACAACCCAAACUGCAAUCCGUUUCCUUGGUCUCCAGAAUCUGCAACCUCUUGUGGGAUCCCAAAUGGGAACAGAACCAGGAGUUCAGUAGAUUGAGCUCCGAGCUCAGACCCCAUCAUGUGUCCCAAAUCAUUAGUACACACAGAGACACGGACUUGGUGUUGCGGUUCUUUUUCUGGGUGUCUAAGCGGCGUUUUUACAAACAUGAUGUGGAAUGUUACAUUUCGAUGUUGAACAGGCUCGUUCGGGAUCGGAAGUUUGCUCCUGCGGAUUAUGUUAGAAUUCUAAUGAUCAAAGCUUGUAGAAAUGAAGAGGAAAUGAAGCGGGUAAUUGAGUUUUUGAAUGGGAUUAAUAAUAGUUUUGGUUUUGGUUAUACUUUAUACAGUUUCAAUACGCUUUUGAUUCAAUUGGGCAAGUUUGAGAUGGUUGGUUUAGCUUCGGAUGUUUAUACCCAGAUGUUGAAUAGUGGGAUUAGGCCAAGUUUGUUGACAUUUAAUACUAUGAUUAAUAUUCUCUGUAAGAAAGGGAAUGUUUAUGAGGCUGAGUUGAUCUUGAGUAAAAUUUUCCAGUAUGAUAUGCUCCCGGAUACGUUUACUUAUACAUCAUUGAUUCUUGGGCAUUGCCGGAACUGCAAUUUGGAUUCAGCUUUUCAGAUUUUUGACAGGAUGGUGAAGGAGGGUUGUGACCCAAACUCAGUUACAUAUUCAAAUUUGAUCACUGGUUUGUGCAAUGAUGGUAGGGUUGAUGAAGCACUUGACAUGCUUGAAGAAAUGAUUGAGAAAGGUAUUAAACCAACUGUAUAUACCUAUACCAGUCCGAUUACUUCAUUAUCAUUGAUUGAUGGAUUUUCUCAAUCUGGGAAACUUGAAGUGGCAGUUGGGUUGUACCACAAAAUGUUGAAGGAUGGGUUGAUUCCAAAUAUAGUUACGUACAAUGUUAUGAUAAAAGAAUUAUCUGCAGAAGGAAGGUAUGAUGUUGCUUUGGGUAUUUUUGAUUGGAUGGUGAGGCAGGGUACACUGUUGAAUAGUCAAACCUAUAAUGAAAUCUUAAAGGUGUUGUGCUCAAUGGGUAAAAUUGAGAAGGCUAUGGUUCUCUUUGAAAAAAUGCUUAAGAUUGGCCCCUCUCCAACUGUGGUAACCUAUAAUACUCUUAUUGGUGGUUACCUAGAAAAGGGGAAUCUGAACAAUGCUAUGAGAUUAUUACAUAUGAUGAAGGAGACUGGACAUGGACCUGAUGAGUGGACCUAUUCUGAACUUAUUUCAGGGUUCUGCAAGUGGGGAAGGUUAGAUUCAGCAUCUAGCCUUUUCAGUGAAAUGGUGGAACGAGGAUUAAGUCCAAAUCAGGUUAGUUUUACUGCCAUGAUUGAUGGUUACUGUAAAGAUGGAAAGAUAGAUGUUGCUUUGUCAUUACUAGAAAGAAUGAAGCAAAAUGAUUGUUGUCCAAAAACUGAAACGUAUAAUGCCAUCUUACAUGGUUUGUCAAAAAACAAUCGGUUUUCUGAAGUCAAAGGAUUAAUCAAUGAGAUGACAGAGAAAGGAUUGCUGCCAAAUGUCAUUACCUUCACAUCUUUGAUUGAUGGCCUUUGCAAAAUUGGGCAAAUGGAUCAUGCAUUUAGGAUUUUCCAGGAAAUGGAAAGUAGUAAUUGCUUGCCAAAUGUUUAUACAUAUAGUUCCCUGAUUUUUGGUUUAUGUCAAGAGGAGAAGGCAGAUGAUGCAGAGAGGUUACUUGAUGAAAUGGAGAGGAAAGGAGUGUCUCCAGAUGAGGUUACAUUUACUUCACUCAUCAAUGGUUUUGUUAUCCUUGGUAGGAUAGAUCAUGCAUUUAUGCUUCUUCGUCGGAUGAUUGAAGUUGGUUGCAAACCUAACUACCGAACUUACAGUGUCUUGUUAAAAGGGUUAAAAAAGGAGUGCACAUUGUCCACAGGAAAGGCUGUUGCUCAAAGUGGUAUGGAGUAUGGUGACAGCUUAGAUGAGAGAGUUACCAAUGUUGAGGGAAUGUGUAACAUCCUCUUAUCUAGAUUGUCAGAGAGUGGUUGUGAACCUACUGUUGAUACUUACAGUACUUUAGUAAGUGGAUUGUGUAGGAAAGGUCACUCUUUUGAGGCAGCUCAGUUGGUGGAAAAUAUGAAAGAGAAAGGACUUUGUCCUAAUAAAGACAUCCUUUACUCUCUGCUAUUUGCACACUGUAGGAAUUUAGAAGUCGACUCUGCUUUGGAGAUUUUUAACCUGAUGAAAAUUAAAGGCUGUGAACUUCUAUUAUCAAUCUAUACUGCACUUAUUUGUGCCCUCUGCAAGACAGGUAGGUUGGAAGAGGCUGUGAAAAUGUUUGAGUGCAUGCUUGGGAAACAAUGGAAUUCUGAUGAGAUUGUUUGGACAUUGUUGAUUGAUGGGUUACUGAAGGAAGGAGAGUCAGAUUUAUGCAUGAAGCUUCUUCACAUUAUGGAAUCCAGAAAUUCUGCUCCCACUGUUCAGACAUACUUCAUUGUGGCCAAAGAAGUAACCAAAGCCAAGCUAGUGGAAGUAGAUCAGAUCAAUAGCAAGUAAGCUAUGAAGAAUCAAAUUGGGUUUUUCUUCUUCUUAAUCACCAAAAGAUGAAAUGCCUUGCUUUUCUACAAAGCCCAGUCAGUUUAUCUGUUAUUGGCAAUAAACUGUCUGAGUUGAACAAUCUCCUGCUGACUUGUAAAUAAAUUUUUUGAGCUGUUGUUGCUUUGGAGCUCCUUUCCUUUGAUACAAGAUAUUCUACAUGAAAAAGAAUCUCAGAGUUGAAAGAGGGGACUACAUGAAAAUGACAGCAAGGAGAAUUUUGUAGCCUUAGUGAACAAAAUUAGAUCAUUUUCAGGAUUUAGUGGUGUGGUUGGCUUUUUGGAAAUGUAAAGCUCUUGGGCCCUGACAGUUCCUAACAUAAUUGGCAGCUAUGAGAAGGUACACGUCAUAAUAAACCAAUAGUUGAUCAUUUUUUUCUGUCGUAUAUUACCUCCUUUUUUUUCCCCUCCUUUAUCAGGUCUAUCUCUGUAUACCUAAGCAAAUGUGCAUUUGAUUUAUUUUUCAAUGUCAUAAUAUACCCAACAAGGGAAUGAAAUUUUCAUUGUAGAGCUCUUAAUGUGAUACAUGGUUCUAUGCGUCCAUGAUUGGCAUGAAUUGUUUUCAAUAAAAGCUUGUAGUCUGG
Messenger RNA from Rubroshorea leprosula, 3429 nucleotides. Lineage: Eukaryota; Viridiplantae; Streptophyta; Magnoliopsida; Malvales; Dipterocarpaceae. The record is from the annotation of a GenBank genome assembly.